AUGGGCGGCCCCUGGCUCAUCGCGCUGCGCAUUCCCGCGCGCAAGUGCAACGCCUUCAUGCAGGCGCUCCAGGGCCACGCGCCCUGCACGACGCGGCUGCUGCUGCUCGACGAGGGGAUCGACGACCUGCAGCUGACCAAGCUGCCCGACGAGCUGAGGGACUACGUCGCUGCAGAGGGCGGCGAACCCGUCCGCCACUCGGUCACAAUCGGGUGCGACGGCUUCAGCGCCGAGCGGUUCAGCGCCGAGCAAGUGCUUCGGCGGCUGCUGCCCGAGGGGAUGGAGGUGCCCAGCGCCUUUGAGCAGGUGGGGCACGUGGCGCACAUGAACUUGCGCGAGGAGCAUCUGCCGUACAAGGCGCUGAUUGGAGAGGACCUCGAGACGACGGUGCGCGAGGCGGGGCGCCUGUGGCUCGGAUUGCUCGGUCCCUUUCCUCACCACCGGGGUGGCUGCAUUGGUGAGGUGCGCGAGAACGGCGCCACUUUCGCCCUCGACUACCGCGAGGUGCUGCAAGCCGCCGCUGUAGCUCCUCGGCGUGGCCGGCUCGCCUCAGUGGAGCGUGCCGUGCUACACCAGGACCUCAACCCGCAGUCAGCAAAGUGGCUGCGCACAAACGUGCUGCGGAACAAGGCGCCGACGCUGGCGUUUGGGCCCUUCAGCCACAUCCUGAUGAACCUCCCCGCUUCGGCGCUCGAGUUUCUCGACGCGCUGGUGGGCGCUUUCGACGCGGAGACGUGGCACGCGCCGCUGCCGCGCGUGCACUGCUACUGCUUCUCCAAGGUUGCUCUCUGA
Molecule: messenger RNA, 792 nt
Organism: Emiliania huxleyi CCMP1516
Lineage: Eukaryota; Haptophyta; Isochrysidales; Noelaerhabdaceae
Exons: 8
Coding region: 1-792 (263 amino acids)
Biological process (GO): tRNA N1-guanine methylation
Cellular component (GO): cytoplasm
Source: RefSeq, a predicted model, not a curated record